CACGCUCGGCCGCUCUGAUUGGCCAGCGUCGGUGGGCGUGGCCAAGCGAGAGCGACUUCCGAAUCCGAUUGCAGAGAGGAGUCUGAGCGUCGCCUGCGUCUCCCUCCUCGGCCCCUCCCCCAGCCAGGUGACCUUAUUAUCCCAAUAGAGCCCAAUGCCUGUCCAGCCCCUUCCGAAGGAGAUGGAGGCCGAAGGAGACUCAGCGGCCGAGAUGAACGGGGAAGACGAGAGCGAGGAUGACCGCAGCGGCAGCCAGUCCGAAUCGGAAGAGGAGAGCUCAGAGAUGGAUGAGGAAGACUAUGAGCGCCGUCGGCUGGAAUGCCUGGAAGAGAUGCUGCACUUGGAGAAGCAGUUUUCUCAGCUUAAAGAAACGCUUUUCAAGGAGCGUCUGAGCCAAAUGAAGGCCAAGCUGGAGGAUGUGAUGUCGGGCAAAGCAGUUGAAUACCUCAACCCUUUGGGGGUCCUGCAGAACCAGUUGCAGAUUCGGAUUGAAGUGGCCGGGAUUUACCGAGGUUUCUGCCUGGAGGUGAUCCACCAUAAACAUCAGUGCGAGGUGCAGGGAGCACAGCAGCACCUGGAGAGCGAGAAGCUGCUGCUGUUUGACAGCCUCCAGGAACGUCUUCUGGAACGGAUCCAGCGCUUGGAGGAAGACAGGCACAGCGUUGGCCUCACUUCAGAAUGGUGGGAUAACAAGCUUCGGCCAAAGCACAGCGCCAAGGAAUGGGACCCUCUCCGGCCUGGCAAGAGGAAGAAGCCACCACUGGUGUCGGGGCCAUACAUUGUCUACAUGUUGCACGAUAUGGACAUCAUGGAGGACUGGACAGCCAUCAAAAAGGCUAAAGCUGCCGUGUCUCCCCCGAAGCGGAAACUAGAAGGCCCAGUGAAGACUGAGAAGCUGCCAUCUCCAACCCUGUUCUCUGCGCACUGCGAAGAUGGCUACCUCCACUAUGAAGGUGAAACCUUCGUCAAAGGGCAGAGCAUCACCUUAUGCGUUGGGGAAGAAGCACCCAUCCAGGCAGUGAUCACGGCGAUCAGCACUGGAGAAGUUUGGCUCCGCAAGGAGGACGGCACCAAGACCAAAAUCUACGUGUCCCAACUCCAGAAGGGCAAGUAUUCAGUACACAAGGCCUAGCAACCCACACGACGGAGAGGCCACGGACUUUGGUUCUCCCUGCUUCUCCUGGGACCAGCACAGCCGUGAUCCAUUUUGGAAACGGAAGGGCCCUGUUGUAACAGAUUGGAGGCCAUGUCCCAGGAGCCAAAAGGAGAAGUGCUUGCCAGGCUGAAUAGUUUUGCCGUUACCUCGAGAUGUUAGCAGCCUCCUGUGGAGUCAACAAAAGGCACACCGUUUGUUCCUGUUCAAGUUUGGAUUGUUCUUGCCCGGUGUGUCUUUUUCAUCUGCUUUGAAGGAGGAAAUGCGUGUCAGUAAGGAUUCGGUGGUUGCGGGCAGUUCUUUUUACUGGAACGGGUCAAUUAACUGGUCAGAUUAAAAAGAAGUGAAAUCCCA
Sceloporus undulatus (fence lizard) is the source of this 1507-nucleotide messenger RNA. RefSeq names its product BRMS1 transcriptional repressor and anoikis regulator (gene BRMS1). Bases 155 to 1132 code for a protein of 325 amino acids. Gene Ontology annotation, biological process: negative regulation of transcription by RNA polymerase II. Gene Ontology annotation, cellular component: Sin3-type complex. Lineage: Eukaryota; Metazoa; Chordata; Lepidosauria; Squamata; Phrynosomatidae. Gene Ontology annotation, molecular function: histone deacetylase binding. The transcript is spliced from 11 exons. The record is from RefSeq and is a predicted model, not a curated record.